This is a messenger RNA of Archocentrus centrarchus (flier cichlid), 2499 nucleotides long. RefSeq names its product multiple coagulation factor deficiency 2, ER cargo receptor complex subunit (gene mcfd2). The record is from RefSeq and is a predicted model, not a curated record. Gene Ontology annotation, molecular function: calcium ion binding. The coding region runs from base 161 to 469 and encodes 102 amino acids. The transcript is spliced from 3 exons. Lineage: Eukaryota; Metazoa; Chordata; Actinopteri; Cichliformes; Cichlidae.
UGAGGAGUAGCAGGGUUGUAGUGUGCAGUGGGGUGCUCUGCUCCUCUCUUUGUCCUGCUGUCUGCUCUGCGUUCACACUCAGGUGAAUCCAGACCAGUAUCAGGAGCAGGUCGUAGAUACUGCAGCCGAUGUAUCCAGCCACCAUCGCCUGGAUAAAAACAUGGUGCAAGACAAAGACCACAUCAUGGAGCAUUUAGACGGAGUGAUAGACAAACCAGAGAAAGACAUGUCACCCCAGGAGCUUCAGCUGCAUUAUUUCAAAAUGCACGAUUACGAUGGAAACAACCUGCUGGACGGGCUGGAGCUCGCCACAGCGAUUUCACAUGUACACAGAGAGGAGAGAGGCGAGAACAGCCCGCCAAUGAAAGAGGAGGAACUUAUCGCUCUCAUUGACGAUGUUCUCAGGGACGAUGACAAAAACAAUGACGGCUACAUAGAUUACGCAGAGUUUGCCAAAUCGCUGGAGUAGAGCGCCUUCCUGUCGCUUCCCGUCCACAACGGCAGCAAGGAUUCUGCAGAGAGGGGGAGAGUGUGCGUGCAUGGAGCCAAAUUGAGAAGUUGCACCACUUUUUAGAGGACUGUCUUUGAUUUCUUUCUUACAGGUUAUCAAUCAGGGGUGUUGAUCAUUUAUAAAAGUUGCGACGGUUUAAUUUUCCAAGCUGGUAGGAGCAGAGGCAGCAGUAAUUUAAUAAAUGACAAAAAGGGUGGAAGGCAGGAAACGCCUCGUUUCAGUCUGACUCUGGUGUGUGCUUACAGUUCAGUGGGACUUUUUUUUUGUAGAUGCCAUUUUAAAGGGUCAGUUCACCCAAAUUACUACAUUUGUCCCCUAUUUAACCCUUAGCAGUAUUUCAUAGUAUAGCAAUACUUUCAGUUCUGAAUAUUAGAAAUUUCAAUGCGAGAACAGAGAGUGAGAGACACUGGUGCGUUUAAUUUCCCACUUCCAGCUGACCUCCUUCACAGCCCCCAAUGAUUUAACCUGCAGCACCGAGUGGACAUGAGUGGAUGGAUGUCAGCUGACAGGCAAAAACAGUAUUAAGUCAUAACAUUCGCCUGGUUCUUUAUUCCCUUCUUUUAAACUUCUUUAUAGUUUUGCUUUUUCUUAAGCUGUUUUUAGUGCCGUAAGCCAGUAAAAUACAUUAGCAAACCCAACGGUUCAGCUGUUUUGUUUGAAAAAGCACAGGCAGGUGGUGAACUGAGGCCUGGCGGGGGUACGUGGGUGGGGUUAAUACACUUGAAGAGACUUGCAGAAAAAUGCAGCAGCCAGUACCCAAAUGAAGUCUGGGGUUUACCCAAAGGCACUGCACACUGAGCACUGACUGUACGCUGACACUCACCAGCGCUGUGCUGGCAGCAGGUCUAAACGAACCUAUGAAGUAUUUUGGGUGAACUGAUCCUUUAUCUGUACAAAAGCUUUGGUAGUGUUUUCUUUUAGUGGUGCUGCACUUCAUUCACUCUGGUAGCACAAUAGCACGUAAAGAGUGUUCUCACUUUAAAGGGGACCUAUUCUACUCAUUUCCAGUUCUCUAUUUUUAUUCCGGGACUCGAGAGAGUUGCUUUGCAUUAUUCAGAGAUCAGAAUAUUCUUUAUUGAUCUUUUGAUUGACUGGCCCAGCAGGGGUGUGCGGUUGCUGUGCUCACAGCACGGACCAUGUUAUGGAAAUCUGAGCUUUACUUUAAUAUACACUGACCUCAUUCUUUGACACUUUGGCCGUGUUUGAUAUGAACUGUAAAAGUGCAUUUAUAUGACAGAAAAGCAGAGUAGGUCCCCUUUAAAUGAAAUAGUUCCAUUUCAGAUGGACGCACUCGUUUACAAGCGCACACAUGCUGUUUGAUACUUAACAUAGUGGACCAAAUGAUUCCUCCUGUGAAUCUGUUUGAUUUGCUGUUUCUGGUGACAAUGAUGAGACCGACGGGUUGUUCCCAUGAUAACAGAAAGUGACCUUGACUUGAUCAGAUUCACAGCACAGUCUGUAUGUUUGUGUAGAGUGAGUCGGUAUAAUGUGAAACCCGAGGCUGCAGGUAGGAUAAGCAGCACUGUCAGUCUGUCAGCGUUACACCUUCUCACUGUCGUCUUUGUGAUUAUUAAAGCUACAAAAUGAGCCAACGUGAUAAUCAUUAAGUCAGCAGGAACUUGACACACAGUGCAUUGCAGUCAUUUAUCACUGGAUAAGCUAGACUGAAUGCACAGCGGCCGCCGCUGCCGUUUCUACUCUGUUUCGUGGGUUUUCAGUAAAGCACUUGAACGCAACACGUUUGCUUCAGACGUUAUAGCUGCCUUUAAAACAGACAUGAGUAAAACAUGUCAGGUUAGGUUCAAUUCAUCUGUGAUUUCUUCUGAAGUAGAGUCUUUUUUUUCAUACAUGGAUGAUUUCUAUAUUUUUUUGCCAUCUAGUAUUAACUCAUCAGUCAGUUCAGGUUGUUGAGUGCAAAUCUUCAAAAAGCAGAACAGAUGCAACUGCGUUGUCUCUGGAAUGUGAAAUAUUAAAAAAACUAUUCUGCA